CUUCCCCUGUUUCAAUGAUCUCUUGGCGCUUUUCCCCUUCUUCCGUUCAUAUGCUUUAUAUAUCGUCUGAUUCCAUAGUACCACUUCGAGUAAUAUAGUAUCCUCGCAUUGCCAGCUCUUGCUUCUCUCGAGGCAACCUUGUUCUUGGUUGAAUCAAUCUUUUUUAACAUUCUUGUUUUGCGCCGAUGUGUUUCUUGGAACCAGCAGGAGGAAGGCGUAGUGCUAUGAUCGACAGAGCCUAGCUACCUAUUUCUUCGACGAGAAUCCUGAGUUUUGGAGCGUCAUGGAGCCCGGAAAGAGGGAGUCAUGGCGGACGACGAUGCUGCUGGCGUACCAGAGCCUGGGCGUGGUGUACGGCGACCUGAGCAUCUCGCCGCUGUACGUGUACAAGAGCACCUUCGCCGACGACAUCACCCACUCCGACACCAACGAGGAGAUCCUCGGCGUCCUCUCCUUCGUCUUCUGGACGCUCACCCUCAUCCCGCUCCUCAAGUACGUCUCCAUCGUCCUCCGCGCCGACGACAACGGCGAGGGCGGCACCUUCGCGCUCUACUCCCUCAUCUGCAGGCACGCGAACGUCAGCCUGCUCCCCAACCGCCAGGUCGCCGACGAAGAGCUCUCCACCUACAGGCUCGAGCACCCGCCGGAGACCGCCGCCGGCCACAGGUCCCGCCUCAAGGACUGGCUCGAGAUGCACACGAGCCUCAAGACCGCGCUGCUCGUCAUGGUCAUGAUCGGGACAUGCAUGAUCAUCGGCGACGGCGUCCUCACUCCAGCCAUAUCUGUGUUUUCGGCUGUGUCAGGGCUUGAGCUCUCCCUGUCCAAGAGUCAGCAUGAGUACGCCGUCAUUCCGAUAACCUGCGCCAUACUACUGUUCCUGUUCGCUCUCCAGCAUUACGGUACCCAUCGCGUUGGGUUCCUCUUUGCUCCGAUCAUUCUAGCCUGGCUGAUCUGCAUGAGCACGCUGGGCUUGUACAACAUCUUCCGCUGGAACCCUCAGGUUUACCAGGCACUUAAUCCCGUAUUCAUGCUCAAAUUCUUGAAGAAGACCAAGAAGUCUGGUUGGAUGUCCCUGGGAGGGAUUCUUCUUUGCAUGACAGGGUCUGAAGCAAUGUUUGCAGAUCUUGGCCACUUCUCCUACAGCUCAAUCCAGCUUGCUUUUACUUCUUUAGUGUAUCCUGCAUUGAUCUUGGGAUACAUGGGCCAAGCUGCCUUCUUAACCCAGCACCAUGACUUCGAUUCAAGCUACCAGAUUGGAUUCUACGUUUCCGUUCCAGAGAUUGUGAGGUGGCCUGUGCUGGUGCUGGCGAUCCUGGCUUCGGUGGUCGGAAGCCAAGCAAUUAUCAGCGGCACAUUCUCCAUCAUCAACCAGAGCCAGUCGCUCAGCUGCUUCCCGCGAGUGAAGGUCGUGCAUACCUCUGAGAAGAUCCACGGCCAGAUCUACAUCCCCGAGAUCAACUGGAUGCUCAUGAUCCUCUGCAUCGCCGUCACCGUCGGGUUCCGCGACACGAAGCACAUGGGAAACGCGUCGGGGCUGGCGGUGAUCACCGUGAUGCUGGUGACGACGUGCCUGAUGUCGCUGGUGAUGGUGCUGUGCUGGCACCGUCCGCCGGCGCUGGCGCUGGCCUUCCUCGUCUUCUUCGGCUCGAUCGAGGCGUUCUACUUCUCUGCGUCGCUGAUCAAGUUCCUGGACGGGGCGUGGGUGCCGCUCCUGCUGGCGCUCAUCCUUUUGACGGUGAUGUUCGUGUGGCACCACACCACCAUCAAGAAGUACGAGUACGACCUGAACAACAAGGUGACCAUGGAGUGGCUCCUGGCGCUGAGCGACAAGCUCGGCAUGGUGCGCGUGCCCGGGAUCGGGCUGGUGUACACGGACCUCACCACCGGCGUGCCCGCCAACUUCUCCCGCUUCGUCACAAACCUCCCGGCGUUCCACCGCGUGCUCGUCUUCGUGUGCGUCAAGUCCGUGCAGGUGCCGCGGGUGCUCCCCGCCGAGCGGUACCUCGUCGGCCGCGUCGGCCCGCCGGGGCACCGGUCGUACCGGUGCAUCGUGCGGUACGGGUACCGGGACGUGCACCAGGACGUGGACUCCUUCGAGACGGAGCUGGUGGAGAGCCUCGCCACGUUCAUCAGGCUGGACGCGCUGUUCCGGAGCAGCGACGACGCCGGAGACGGAGCAGCGGGGAGCGACGUCGACUAUGACCCGCUCCGGGAGCGCCGGAGCUCGUCGGAGAACGCGCUGACGGUCGUGGGGAGCAACCCGCUCCGGCGCCGCAUCAGCUACGAGUACGACGACUCCCACGACGGCGCGUCGUCCGUGGAGAUACGCGUGGAGAGCCCGGGGACGACGACGGGCGGCGGGACGAUAGAGCUCGUGACGGCGCCGCCGCGGGCGGUGAAGAAGAGGGUGAGGUUCUUGGUGGAGGAGACGAGCCCCGACGUGGAGGACAAGCGGGUGCUGGAGGAGCUGCACGAGCUGUGCGAGGCGAGGGAGUCCGGCACGGCGUUCAUCAUGGGGCACUCUCACGUCAAGGCGAAGCCCGGGUCGUCGCUGAUCAGGAGGCUGGCCAUCGGGUACGGGUACAACUUCCUUCGCCGGAACUGCCGCGGCCCGGACGUGGUGCUGCGCGUGCCGCCGGCGUCGCUGCUCGAGGUCGGCAUGGUCUACGUGCUAUGACACGUGACACUAUUCUUCGUGUGGUGUGGCUCUCUUCGACUUGACAUUGUGGUGUAAAUGAGCCGUGAGUGUCUUUCUUGGAA
Molecule: messenger RNA, 2760 nt
Organism: Lolium perenne
Lineage: Eukaryota; Viridiplantae; Streptophyta; Magnoliopsida; Poales; Poaceae
Source: RefSeq, a predicted model, not a curated record